Molecule: messenger RNA, 162 nt
Organism: Anisakis simplex (herring worm)
Lineage: Eukaryota; Metazoa; Nematoda; Chromadorea; Rhabditida; Anisakidae
Source: the annotation of a GenBank genome assembly
AUGGGUUUAGAGGCACGUAUUAAACGUUCCGCUUAUAUGGCACGCCAUGGGGCUUACCAUCGUCAUGGUGGUGGUGGUUAUCAGCAACGGGGUUAUCAUACCCGUAGAUAUGCCUCUCCCGGAGGAGGAGGAGGCUACUCCACUGGUCCAGUGCAACGACCA